Messenger RNA from Patiria miniata (bat star), 6114 nucleotides. Its product is annotated as proteasome adapter and scaffold protein ECM29-like. Gene Ontology annotation, molecular function: molecular adaptor activity. Gene Ontology annotation, biological process: proteasome assembly. Bases 136 to 5877 code for a protein of 1913 amino acids. Lineage: Eukaryota; Metazoa; Echinodermata; Asteroidea; Valvatida; Asterinidae. The record is from RefSeq and is a predicted model, not a curated record. Gene Ontology annotation, cellular component: nucleus; cytoplasm. The transcript has 47 exons.
AUAGAGUAUAGCGGGAACCAGUCAACUAGGAAGCCUGAAUGUAAGACGUAUCGUACGUAAGCCAGUCAAAAUAUUGUAUUGCAUGGAUUCUAUCAUCAGGUACAGUUUUCACGUGAAUGACGAUUUCUCUCCACGAUGGCAGCUCAAGAUGAACUCGAACUGCUGGAGCGAGUGUUCCUUCGCAUUGGCUCAGCUGAAACGGACGAACAACUCCAAAAUGUUGUGUCGCGAUUUUUACCUCCGGUGCUUCUGAAACUAUGCAGUAACCAGGAAGGCGUGAGAAAAAAGGUUUUGGAGCUGUUGGUUCACAUCAAUAAGAGAUUGAAGAGUCGGCCCAAGGUGCAGAUCCCCGUCGAUGUUCUUCUGUUGCAGUAUCAAGACCCAGCCAAUGUCACUUUUGUCACGAACUUCACAGUGCUGUACCUCAAGAUGGGGUACCCCAGACUGCCGAUGGAGAAGCAAGCUGAGCUAGCGCCCUCACUCAUGCAGUGUCUAGAGGGCAAACCUGUACUGCAACAAGACAGCCUUCUACAGAUGCUGAUCCCCACACUGCCUCAUCUGAAGCUUCCUAAAGACCCCAUCAAGAGGAAAGUUGUCUUUGGUCUGAGUGAGAAGCCAGCCACGGUGCAACUCCUGCUGGGAUUCAUGCUGGACUACCUCCUCUUGCCAUACACAUUCAGCUCACCAAAGGCAGAGGAACGACCCACCUCAGCCUCCGGAGGGCAGCAGACGGGGGCUGGUUCCUCAUCCAGGCCUGCCACAGCACCUGCAGGAGCUUCAGCAGCUGCAGCAGCAGGAACGUGGGCAACACCACCGGGCCUGAGCGCCAACGCACUCAAACGUGUCAUCGGGGAAAACGUUCCUGAAGCUAGCACAAUUGAACAGUGUAAGGUAGGCAUUGUGAACUUUCUUGCUGCCGACGUACUGCCCAACGAAGAUGUGGUGUGUCAUCUUAUUGUCGCCUGCUCUGAUACGAGAUACAGUGUGGCCACUGCUGCAGACGUUGAACUGAAGAAGAUCCACAAUAUCGUUGACUGGAACAACACGGCUAUCGUCAACAAACUCUACAGCUUGUUCAAGGGGACCGUAGUGAUCAAAGGACAGCCUGCCAUCAAGCAAGAGGAUCGCCGUCUACCAGUCAGCACGCGAGUCCGUCUCAAGAUCUUCCCCUACAUCCUCAAGUCCAGAGAGGCUGCGGAUCGGUUUCCGGCUUGCAUUCAGGUCAUCUUCGACUGUCUGUACGGCAAUAACACCAACGCUAAGCUGAAGACGUUCGCCGUUCAGUUCGUUCAUCAUCUCUGCGCCACCUGCAGCACGGCUCGUAUUCAGCCCAUGGGUCCUAUCCUACUGUCUGGCAUGGGGAAACUCAUCACGGAGACCAAGGACAGUGCCCAGCUCCGAGGUCUAGCCUACGUCGCAGUCGGGAAAUUAUCAAAGCGCGUACCUCUACUGUUCAUCAAAGACAUGGCGUUAUUGCAACAGUUCUUUGAUGCUCUAUCUACGGAAGAUGCCAACAUCCGCCUCCACGUUCAGGAGGCCUUAGCUCUGAUGGCGUCCGCCUACAAGAACUUGGAAGGACCAAACCUACUCAUUAUGCAGAGUCUUAUCAUGAGCAACAUUGAGAAGUCGGAGCCCCAAGCUCGUCUUGCUGCUGUACAGUAUGCGAGAGUCGUGUUUCCAGGCAACCACAUCGCGUCCCGCUACGCCCUGCUGUUAGCUACGGGAGAUGCGAAGGAGGAUAUCCAGCAGGAGGCAGUGAAGGCAUUGAGGAUUCCUAGCGGGGAACCAGUGAAGGAUAGCUUAGAGCACAAUAGCGGACUGGCAGAUGAGGGAGCAGCUAACGACAAGGCCUUGGUGCCGUCAUUUCCUGAAAUGGUGUUGUACAUCAGCGAAAUGGCAUCUAAGCGAGUGAAGGGCCCGUCUCGAUAUCUCUCCGGUAACACAGCUCUGCCGUUUCGGCCAGAAAUUUUCAAUCAGGUCAUUUUCUAUCUUCGCGCCUGUUUGCUUCACGACGCUGGGAUACACAUCAACAAAGACGCGCCCUUUGACCUGGACUCCGAUGCGCCCAUCGCCAGUCGCCAUGUCAACCAGCUCCUCAACCAAUCAGGACUAAGCGCCCAGAGCCCCGUCUUGGUGUACAUAGCCCUGAUGCAGCAGCUGCUGAAUGCCGUCGGGUCACGUGACGUCAUGAGGUGUCUCCUAGAGAUUGUUGCCGUGGCGGCGGAGAGAAUGGCCAAACAGUUUGUGGACCGGCUAGCGUGGGUCAAGAAUUUUGUGAACGGUAACCAUGAGCACAUGAGGAACACUGCAGCUCAGUUAUACGGGGUUGUAUGCGAUGCGUGCAGCACGGGUAAACUAACGGAGAACAUCAAAGAGUUGACCAAGAUAGUGAAAGACCAGUCUCGUUCCUUUGAGGACCACCACGGCUCUCUCCUAGCCCUGGGUUACGUCAUCGGCCGAUACCUGUCAAGGGACAGACGUCAAGAUCCCAGCAUGAUUACAGACAGUGAACAGACAAGCAAGCAGGAUAAAGCAAUAACGCAACUCAACAAUGCAAUCGCGGAAGCUGUGAAGGUUCUUGCUUCUUCCCUUGACAAUCCAACCCCGCUAAUGAGCACUGCAGCCUGCAUUGCCAUCGGCGAGAUCGCCCGGUGCGGUGCACUCCCCUUGCCCAAUGGUGGUACGGCCCAGCAGGCUGAAGCAACCAAUGGCAUGGACGAUACCAAAGAGGGCAAGAAGGGGAAGCCAGCCAGCAAGGAUGGGGAACUCAGCAAGAGACUAUUGGUUGAAAAGUUUGUGGCCAAGUUACAAUCAUCAAAACAUGUCACAAAAGUAAAGGAGCAAGCAGCGGCAACUCUAGGUUAUCUCCCCAUAGGAGAGGCAGAUUUCCCAUUCACUCAAGACGUCUUGGAAGGACUCAUCAAGUCGGCCAGCACCAAGGAGGUGGAGCUACACUUCAGUGUCGGUCAGGCGCUGAGCCACGCUGCCCUCGGGCCAGCCUCACCGGCAGGCAGAGAUGUCUGGACACAAGACCAGAAUGCCAACGCGGCUGUGCAAUCGCCAGAGGGAGCAUCAGAGGAGAAACACAACUGGCUGGAGUGGUUGCUGAUCAGGAUCCUGAGGGAGGAAAUCACCAGUCAGAAUCCACACAAAAGACAGGCUGCGUGUAUCUGGCUGCUGUCCAUAGUCAAGCAAUGCGGCAGUCAGCAAGCGACACAGAGACACAUGAAGGACAUCCAACAGGCCUUUGUCAAUAUGCUGUCUGAGAGAGAAGAAAUAACCCAAGAAGUAGCCUCCAAAGGCUUGAGUCUGGUGUAUGAGCAGAGCACAGCGGAUAGAAAGAACGACUUGGUGUCCGUCUUAGUGGACGCACUCAUGACAGGAAAGAGAGCCAAGCAUGCUGUGACAGGCGAGACAAAAGUCUUUGCAGAAGGUUCAUUGGGGAGCAACCCUGGAGGCGGAGCCCUGUCUACUUACAAAGAGCUGUGCUCAUUGGCCAGUGACAUGAACCAACCGGAUCUCAUCUAUAAAUUUAUGAAUCUAGCCAAUCACAACGCCAUGUGGAACUCUCGCAAGGGUGCAGCGUUCGGCUUUAGCUCCAUAGCCGCCCAUGCAGGGGACCAGUUAUCUCCAUACCUGCCCAAGUUGGUACCCCGCCUGUACAGAUACCAGUAUGAUCCGAGCGGUCCUGUCCGUCAAGCUAUGACCAGCAUCUGGAGUGCGCUGGUCAAGGACAACAAGAACGUGGUCGAUACGUAUCUGAAGGAGAUUGCUGCUGAUCUGCUGCAUCAUCUGACUCAUCAUGCGUGGAGGAACCGAGAAUCUAGUUGUUUGGCCGUGAGUGAUUUACUUCGAGGGAGAAAUGUGGACAGCAUCGUGGAAUCUUUGCCAGAAUUAUGGGAGGCUUGUCUCAAAGUACUAGACGACAUCAAAGAGUCUGUCCGCAAGGCAGCUGAGGCAGCCUGUCGAUCGCUAAGCAAGGUGAGUAUUAAGAUGUGUGACCUGUCCUAUGGUAGGGUCGGGGAGCAGGCCCUAGCAUUGGUGUUGCCGUGUCUACUGGAGCAUGGUCUGCCGAGUAGAGUUGAAGAAGUCCGUGCAAUCAGCCUGUACACCUUACUCCAGAUCAGCAAGAAGGCCGGCAGCAGACUCAAACCCCACAUGGCGGUCUUGGUGACCGCCCAGCUGGAAUCACUGAGCGGUCUGGAACACCAGGCUAUGAACUACAUGAGUUUACACGUUGGACAGAACCAGGACAGUCAGGAAAAGCUGGAUAACGCCCGCAUCGCAAUGAGCAAAUCCUCGCCGAUGAUGGAAAUGAUCAACAUGUGUGCGCAAUAUGUUGACGCCGACGUCCUAGUGGAGCUGGUCUCCAGGAUCUGUGACCUGAUACGCAGCGGCAUCGGCAUGGGAACGAAGGCUGGAUGUUCUAGCUUCAUCAUUCUUCUGUGUCAUCAGUGUCCAUUGGAUCUGUCCCCAUAUGCCGGGAAGCUUUUGAGUGCGUUCCUCACCGGCCUGAACGAUAAGAGCCCCGCUGUCCGUAAAAGCAAUGCCACGGCUAUUGGCCACCUGAUUGCGAUUGCCAAAGACAGUAGCGUGCAGAAGCUGAUCACCAGACUGAAAACUUGGUACACCGAAAAAGACGAUGAGGCGCUGCAUACAGCCUGCGGUGUGACCUUACAAGCUAUGUCCAGACACUGCCCAGAUACAUUCAAGAAGCACAAUGCCCUGGCCAUGCCACUAGCGUUCCUGGCUAUGCAUGUCAAGAAGGAGAAAGUAAGCGGACGUAACGAGGACAAAGAUUGCGUGUGGGAGGAGGUGUGGCUAGACUCCACUCCAGGUACGGAGAGCGGAAUCAAGCUGUAUCUGUCAGAGAUUGUCACCUUAACCCAGGAAUCUCUAGGUUCUCAAUCCUGGCCGCGUAAAGCCCAAGCAGCCAGGGCCAUGAGCACCGUGGCUAAGAAGCUAGGCUCCAACUUACACCCGCCACACCUAGGGAGGCUACUCGGGGCGUUGGUCGGAGGGCUGGCUGGCAGGACAUGGGACGGAAAGGACGAGCUUCUCAGGGCAAUCUCAACAGUGUGUACGUCUUGCAGAACUGCCCUUCAGAACCCAAACAACGCUGGUCCCGAGCAGCCCACCAUGGAGACGAUUCUUACAGCUGUCUUCAAGGAAUGUAAGAAGGAACGCAUUGACUACAAGAUAGCAGCCUUAGAGUGCUUGUCUUCUGUCUUAGAGGCUCACGGCAUCGAUAGGUUUGAGGAACUCUCUCAGAUUCUCUUCCCGAUAGUCUCCAAGGACAAGAAGGAUGAUUCGGAUGAUUCUGAUGAGGAGUCAGUCCGUUCCAGACAAGACCAGAAACUCAAGCUACAGGAGUGUGCCUACGAGAGUCUGGGCAAAGCCUGGCCACGAGAGAGACAAACACAAGAUUUGUUCCACCAGGAUCUGUGUCGUUAUCUCUCCGAGGGCCUACAGGCAAGCACCUUCAAGAUGCAAGUCACCAUCCUCAAGGCUCUAGGUCUCUUCUUGGACAGGUUGAUGUUCCUUUCUCCAGGAAUCGACAAUAUUGAAAGCAAGUUUCUGUCUAGCAUUCUCAUCCGCAUUAUCCCCGAUCUCUGCCGAUGUCUAGGUAUUGUCAAGUAUGUUGCAAUCAGGAGACAAGCUCUAACUAUUCUGGAAAAUCUAGUUACUAAACUAAAAGAUAUCAACCAAAUAGCAUUGCUGAGUGCAGACAUGUUGUCCAACUUGGAAGAUGCCCUACUAGGCAUGACCUCGGACUCGGAGCCCAGCCUCAAAGACAGGAGUCGACAGCUGAGGAAGGAACUGGAGCAAUAUAUCCAGAGAGAACCGGCUGAUCAGGGUGAAGAGAGCCAAUCAUAACUGACUAGUGUGUGUGUGUGUGUGUGUCCCCAGGCAAGGUAGUUAACUACAAUGGCUUCUUUAUUUAUGAGAAACUGGUUCUGAGACGGAGUUGCAGCACCAUUUUUCUGACUGGAUUGUUAGGGAAUGACAGUCUUAAGCAUCCUGUAAAAUCGUGGCUCCUGGUGUGCUGACAUUUUCAAGAAAACUUGUAUUUUUCCAAAGCUGGUAGGCAGACCAGCGUUGGAGAAAACUGGC